UAUUUUAUAACUGUUUUUAGAUUGAUUUUGUUUUUUCUUAGAAUUAAUUUUAUAAUUUUGGAUUUGACUUAUUUUUUAGAAUUUAAUUUGGUUAUGAUUAAUUCUUCAUCGUUUGUAAUGACUUUUAUUUUUGAUUGAAUGUCUCUUUUGUUUAUGAGUUUUGUAUUGUUUAUUUCUGGUAUGGUUAUUUAUUAUAGUCGUGAAUAUAUAAGAGGAGAUUUGUAUUUAAAUCGUUUUAUUUUGCUUGUAGUUAUAUUUGUAGUUUCAAUAAUGUUGCUUAUUAUUAGUCCUAAUUUAAUUAGAAUUUUAUUGGGUUGGGAUGGAUUAGGUUUGGUUUCUUAUUGUUUAGUUAUUUAUUAUCAAAAUGUAAAGUCAUAUAAUGCCGGUAUGUUAACUGCUUUAAGAAAUCGAAUUGGUGAUGUUGCCUUAUUGAUGGCUAUUGCUUGAAUAUUAAAUUAUGGUAGAUGAAAUUAUGUUUUUUACUUAGAGGAAUUGAAGGGUAGAUUUUAUAUAUCUAUUAUUUCUUAUUUGGUUUUGUUGGCUGCUAUAACUAAGAGAGCUCAGAUUCCAUUUUCUUCUUGGUUACCUGCAGCUAUGGCUGCUCCUACUCCUGUUUCUUCUUUGGUCCAUUCUUCAACACUGGUAACUGCGGGUGUGUAUUUAUUGAUUCGUUUUAAUUUUGCUUUUAGAAAUUAUUUGAUGUAUUUGUUACUUUUUAUUGCUAUGAUAACAAUGUUUAUAUCAGGAAUUGGGGCUAGGUUUGAAUUUGAUUUAAAAAAAAUUAUUGCUUUAUCAACUUUAAGUCAGUUAGGGUUAAUAAUGAGUAUUUUGGCGUUAGGUAGGUAUAAGUUGGCUUUUUUUCACUUGCUUACCCAUGCUUUAUUUAAGGCUUUAUUGUUUAUGUGUGCUGGUAAUGUUAUUCAUAAUUUGGGCAAUUGUCAAGAUAUUCGUUUUAUGGGCGGGUUAGUAAAAUUUAUGCCUCUUACUUGUGUGUAUUUUAAUAUUUGUAGUUUAUCAUUGUGCGGUUUACCUUUUUUGAGAGGAUUUUAUUCUAAGGAUUUAAUUUUGGAAGUAAUAUCAAUAGGGUAUUUGAAUUUGUUUGUUUAUUUAAUUUUUUAUUUAUCUAUUGGGUUAACAGUUUGUUAUAGAGCUCGUCUUGUUUAUUAUAGUUGGGUGGGUAAUUGAAAUUUUUUUUCUUUAGGAAGAGUCUCUGAUAGAGGGGUUGUUAUGCUAAAGGGAAUAAGAGGUUUAAUUUUACUUGUUGUUUUUAUGGGUAGGUUAUUAGGUUGAAUUAUGUUUCCUUUUCCUUAUGUUAUUAUUUUACCUUUUUAUAUAAAGUUAAUGGCUUUAAUUAUAGUCUUUUUAGGGGCUUGAAUUGGAUAUGAAAUGUCAAAGUUUAAUUUAAGUUAUAGAAAUAUUUAUGCGAAUAACUAUGGUGUUUCUUGGUUUUUAUCAGGUAUGUGAAAUAUGCCAGUGAUUUCUACUUUUGGUGUAAAUUAUUAUCCUGUUGUUGGAGGAUCUGUUCUUUAUAAAACAUUUGAUCAGGGUUGAACUGAAUAUUUCGGUGCUCAAAAAAUUUAUGGUUUAUUAGUGAGGGGAUCUUCGUUUGUUCAAAUUUUAAUGUAUAAUAGAAUUAAAAUUUUCUUUGUUUUGAUGUUGUUUUGAGUUAUAUUAUUACUUAUGCUUUAACUUGGAUAGCUUAUAUAGAGCAUGAUAUUGAAGAUAUCAGGGAAAUUAUUAAAUUUUCAGGUAUUUAUAAAUGUUAAUUAAUUUUACAUUGAAAAUGUAAUGUUUUUUUUAAACUAUAUAAAUAGAAAUAUAAACAUGUUAAUGCUUUUUAUUAAGUUAGAAGCUUAUUUUUGUAUAUUUCUUUAAUUGGAACUUAGUUCAGUUUUAUCAUUAACAGUGAUAUACCUCUAUUUUGGUUUCAAUUAAAAAUAAGGAUUGUUAAAAUCAGAUUUUUAGGUCGAAACUAAAUGCAAUUCUUUGCUUCUUAUUUAAGAUAAAUUGAUUAGAUCAAUUAUUUUUAAGUGCAAAUUAAAUGUUAUUAUUAACUAUUAUCCUAGUUUGUUCAGUUAAGAGCUCCUUGUUUUCAUUCGUGAUAUAGUCCAAUUAAUAAGAUUGCAAUGAAAACUGAUGUUGUAAUAAAAUAUGAUAUAAGAGAGUUUGAUUUUAGAGUGAUGAUUAUUGGUAAUAAAAGAGUGAUUUCUACGUCGAAAAUUAAGAAAAUAAUAGCAAUGAGGAAAAAAUGUAGUGAAAAUGGAAGUCGAGAGGAAGAUUUGGGGUCAAAUCCACACUCAAAAGGAGAUCUUUUUUCUCGAUCUGUAAUGGUUUUUUUAGACGUUAAGUUUAGGACUAUAAUUAGAAUGAGUGUGAUUAGUCUAAUAAUUGUGGCUAUAAUGAAUAGAAUUUGGAUUAUUUAUACUAUUUUCUAGAUCUUUUGAUUGGAAGUCAAAAAUAAUUUUUAUACUAUAUAAAUAUCUACCUCAUCAGUAAAUUGAAAUGUAAAGGAAUAGUCAUACUACGUCUACGAAAUGUCAAUAUCAGGCUGCGGCUUCAAAUCCAAAAUGAUGAAUUUGUGAAAAAUGAUUGUUAAUAUGACGAAUUAAACAGACUAGAAGAAAGGUGGUUCCAAUAAUUACAUGAAUUCCAUGAAAUCCUGUAGCAACGAAAAAUGAUGAACCAUACGCUGCAUCUGAAAUUGAAAA
This is a messenger RNA of Zophobas morio, 2708 nucleotides long. Its product is annotated as NADH-ubiquinone oxidoreductase chain 5-like. Gene Ontology annotation, biological process: ATP synthesis coupled electron transport; electron transport coupled proton transport. The transcript has a single exon. Gene Ontology annotation, molecular function: NADH dehydrogenase (ubiquinone) activity. Lineage: Eukaryota; Metazoa; Arthropoda; Insecta; Coleoptera; Tenebrionidae. The record is from RefSeq and is a predicted model, not a curated record. The coding region runs from base 595 to 1185 and encodes 196 amino acids.